This is a messenger RNA of Trichoplax adhaerens, 1737 nucleotides long. RefSeq lists its product as uncharacterized. Gene Ontology annotation, molecular function: GTP binding; structural constituent of cytoskeleton. Gene Ontology annotation, cellular component: microtubule; cytoplasm. The transcript has 4 exons. Gene Ontology annotation, biological process: mitotic cell cycle; microtubule cytoskeleton organization. NCBI's taxonomy places the organism in Eukaryota, Metazoa, Placozoa, Uniplacotomia, Trichoplacea, Trichoplacidae. Bases 1 to 1389 code for a protein of 462 amino acids. The record is from RefSeq and is a predicted model, not a curated record.
AUGUCUAAGCAAGUUCAUAGCAAUAUAUUCACACGGCGUGAAUGUAUCUCUAUUCAUGUUGGUCAAGCUGGUGUUCAGAUCGGUAAUGCCUGCUGGGAAUUAUAUUGCUUAGAACAUGGUAUCCAGCCUGAUGGUCAAAUGCCAUCUGAUAAAACUAUCGGAUAUGGCGAUGACUCUUUCAACACCUUCUUUAGCGAAACUGGCGCUGGCAAACACGUCCCACGUGCAGUUUUCGUUGAUUUAGAACCUACCGUUGUAGAUGAAGUUCGUACUGGUACGUACAGACAACUCUUCCACCCUGAACAACUUAUCAGUGGUAAAGAAGAUGCUGCUAAUAACUACGCUCGUGGCCAUUACACUGUCGGUAAAGAACUCGUCGAUCAAGUACUUGACCGUAUCCGUAAAUUAGCCGAUAUGUGUACCGGUCUUCAAGGUUUCCUUAUCUUCCACUCUUUCGGUGGUGGUACCGGAUCUGGAUUCUCUUCUCUUCUUAUGGAACGUCUAUCAGUCGAUUAUGGUAAAAAAUCAAAAUUAGAAUUUGCCGUAUAUCCAGCUCCCCAAAUCGCUACGGCCGUAGUCGAGCCAUAUAACUCGAUCUUGACUACUCAUACUACUUUGGAACACUCUGACUGCGCUUUCAUGGUCGAUAACGAAGCUAUCUACGAUAUCUGUCGUCGUAAUUUAGAUAUCGAGCGUCCUACUUACACAAACUUGAAUCGUUUGAUUGCGCAAAUCGUAUCAUCUAUCACCGCAUCAUUGCGUUUCGACGGUGCCUUGAACGUCGAUUUAACAGAAUUUCAGACUAACUUGGUACCAUACCCACGUAUCCAUUUCCCGCUUGCUACGUACUCUCCAGUUAUCUCGGCCGAGAAAGCUUAUCACGAACAACUUACUGUUUCUGAAAUUACAAACGCUUGCUACGAGCCCGCUAACCAGAUGGUAAAAUGUGAUCCUCGUCAUGGUAAAUACAUGGCAUGUUGUUUACUAUACCGUGGCGAUGUUGUACCUAAAGAUGUUAACGCGGCUAUCGCUACUAUCAAGACCAAACGUACUAUCCAGUUUGUAGAUUGGUGUCCAACCGGUUUCAAAGUCGGUAUUAACUAUCAGCCACCUACUGUCGUUCCAGGAGGCGAUUUAGCUAAAGUACAACGUGCAGUAUGUAUGUUGAGUAAUACUACAGCUAUCGCCGAAGCAUGGGCUCGUUUAGAUCAUAAAUUCGAUUUAAUGUACGCCAAACGCGCUUUUGUUCAUUGGUAUGUCGGCGAAGGUAUGGAAGAAGGCGAGUUUUCCGAAGCUCGUGAAGAUUUGGCAGCAUUAGAGAAAGAUUACGAAGAAGUGGGUGCCGACUCAGUCGACGAUGAAGGCGAAGAAGGAGAAGAUGAAUACUAACUAUUAUCAUCUUUUAAAUAAUUCGACUUAAAAGAUAUUAUUUUGGGGGUAGUAUAUAAAGUCUGAACAGUGUCGCCUUCAUAAUGUAAUGUCUUACAUGUCGGAAUAAGAUAUCCUUAAAGUAUACCUAUAUCGACAUAAUACUCGUAUACUAAUAUUAUCGGUCACCUUCAAUAUACGGUAAUUCUUCGUAAAAUUAAAACGCUCUAUGAUUUAGAAAUCAUAGUCUGGAUCGGCUAAGCUCAUCGUGAUUUGAUUCUUAAGACUCUUGAGAAUUCUAGUUUUACAACUUAAAUAUUAGUAAUUUCGUUGUUUUAUUUAUUCUGUAUUUAUCAAUUUCUACUUAAA